GUCAAUUUAUAUCUUGAUUGGUGAUGUAAACAAGUGCCUUAAAUGCAAUCUGUUUAAAAUGACUUCCAUACUAGAUUAUAUUGUUUAGCUUAGUUAGUGAACAGCUGGCAACGAAUUACAAUACGUUCAUUUUACGAUGUGUCGCCUUGAAUACGAAAAACAGUUUUUUGAGAUCAUUCAAUUUUUACUGGAUUCAAGUGAAAUAUUUUUCGCUAGCUUGUUGUUCUGAAAAUCGUUUAGCUUGGUAAAAAUCAAGUAAUAAUAAUGCUAUUUAGUUGCGAAUGAAAGUAUUAGAGACGUCGUACGAAACCAAUUACAGUGAUUACGCGGUAUUCGUACAGCAUGCAUGCGUAUCUAUGUUUCGACAUAUGAUUCGAUAGGUCAUUUGAUUUUGAUGAACGAUGACAGAAUAUAAGUUCUCGUUAGUACGAAAAUCUUAUGAGCGUGCAAAACUGUGGUAAAAUCGAAUUGCUGAUCUUCAAUGAUAUCACAAAAACUUGAAGGAAAUAAAUUUUGAUCGAUACUUCAGUGGGUUUUUGCGAUUGCCAUGAAAAAAUGGCACACGUUGCUCCUUUGCUCAGAUAGAAUACUUCAAAUGAAUAAAUAUGACUUGAACGAAAUAAUGAAAGAUGACCGUUUUCAGUUGUUCUUGUUUAAAAAUAUUUUGACAGUGAUCACAUACGCAAGGCUACUUUUAGCAUGCCUUUUCAUCGAAUUAUCGUCUGGAUUAAGCUUCGAAUGCUGCGAACCUGGGCUCGAAUGGAUAGGUGGUUCGAAUCGUUGCAAGGACAACAGUACAAUCCACUUGAGUUGUAUCGCAGACAGUUACUCCGUUGAUCCAAACGACGACGAAGAAGGAUUCUAUCGUGUUAACGAAUCAAACUGGCUCGUUGUUGUCAACGAAGAGAACAUUACCAUUGAUGCUUAUGCUCCUGACAAAUUCUGCCAGGGAUAUUUGAACGACAAGGUAAGGUACCUCGUUUGCUUUCCAGAAGAGCCUUCGGACGCACAAGAAUGGCACACGAUACUUUUCGGACUAUGCAGCACAUUGUCAGGCAUUUUUCUUGCUUUCACGUUAUUCACAUAUAUAAUUCUGCCAGAGUUGCGCGAUCUACAAGAUAAGGCAAUAAUGUCGCUAUGCGCUUCCUUCAUGCUCGCUUUCUUUAUCAGCGGAAUCCCGAAGCUAAGUAACUUGACAAAUCUGAUGGACGAUACAACGUGUAUUGUUUCUGGUUUUAUCAUGUACUACACUUUCUUGAGCGCUUUUUUCUGGCUCAACGUCAUUUCGCUCAACAUUUGGAGAUCUGUCUGGUUUACGCGUUUCAAACUUGCAAAGAAUAUGCUAUUUAUAAUUUACUGUGCACUUGGUUGGGGUGUACCUUUAUGUUUCUUAGUACUGACGGCCGUUGCUCAAUAUGUCGAUAAUAUUCAAAUAAAACCGGCUUUUGGUGACGGUAGCUGUUGGAUUAAUGGAUAUUCUGCUGCAUGGUUAUAUUUCUACGGUCCAAUCUUUGCAUUACUUUUGUUAAACAUAGUUUACCUGGGCAUGACCAGUUGGAAACUUUGGCACAAAUACGAAACUUUCGAUUGCAGCCAUGCUAAAGUACUCAAAACAAGAUGCACGAUGUGUAUGAAACUUUCUUUGCUCAUGGGUGUUUCUUGGAUAUUUGAGGUUAUAUCUUUUGCUUUUAGAGAAACAAAUCAACUUUUUUGGCUUAUACCAGAUUUGCUGAACGCCUCACAAGGCCUGAUCAUCUUUAUUUUCUUUGUAGUCUCACGAACAAAAGUGAGAAAGCUUUUAGCUGAACGAAGGCUCUGCAAAAUACCGUUCCCAAAAUCGUGGGCAGGUUAUAAGGAUCACGAGAAAUCUGAAGAAAAUUUCAUCGAUGAGAUUGGACUAUCAUAUGCAUCAUAAUAAUUACACGCACAAAUAGAGGCUCGAAAAAUAUUUUUUAAUGAAAAAGACCCUCUUAUAAAAUAAGUUUUUUUAUUUAUAAAUUUAUUUUUAAAUUUGUUUUCAUUUAUUCGAAAAUGCAUCGUUUGAAAAAUAGGACAUUGAAUGUAUUUAAUCAAUGUUUAUGAACUACUGUGGAGAUUACUAAAUUGUUUUGAAUGAACAAUUAAAUUAUAAUUAAAUAAAUACUCCUAUCGGCAACGGAAAUUCUAUGUUUAAAGUUCACUUGUUUAAAUCAAUAUAUUGAACACAUUAUCUGAUGCAACGAUAUUUAUUAUUUUAUUAAUAAUGAUUAUCGUUGCAUAAAACAAACGCGUAGCUUGAAACAAAAAUGAAAGAGAGUAAAAUCGAAAAAUGAGAACGGGAGUAUAGAAUAAGGUGACUUUCACAAAUAAAUAUUAGCAUAAAAUUGUAAAAAUUUUUCUGUAGAUACCGAAAGAUAACGACGACAGUGUAAAGAAUUAAAUAAAUU
Molecule: messenger RNA, 2426 nt
Organism: Phymastichus coffea
Lineage: Eukaryota; Metazoa; Arthropoda; Insecta; Hymenoptera; Eulophidae
Product: G-protein coupled receptor Mth2-like
Exons: 6
Coding region: 548-1915 (455 amino acids)
Biological process (GO): cell surface receptor signaling pathway; G protein-coupled receptor signaling pathway
Cellular component (GO): membrane
Molecular function (GO): G protein-coupled receptor activity
Source: RefSeq, a predicted model, not a curated record